Messenger RNA from Tachysurus vachellii, 832 nucleotides. RefSeq names its product ring-box 1, E3 ubiquitin protein ligase (gene rbx1). The transcript has 5 exons. Gene Ontology annotation, molecular function: cullin family protein binding; zinc ion binding; ubiquitin protein ligase activity. The record is from RefSeq and is a predicted model, not a curated record. Gene Ontology annotation, cellular component: cullin-RING ubiquitin ligase complex; nucleus. Bases 61 to 387 code for a protein of 108 amino acids. Gene Ontology annotation, biological process: ubiquitin-dependent protein catabolic process; protein ubiquitination. Lineage: Eukaryota; Metazoa; Chordata; Actinopteri; Siluriformes; Bagridae.
UUCGGUCUCGUAUUAAAUCACACGUCCUCUCGCGAGAUUUUAUCCUCUGUUCGUUCGAACAUGGCGGCUGCGAUGGACGUCGACACCCCGAGCGGGACAAACAGUGGCGCCAGUAAGAAGAGAUUCGAAGUCAAAAAGUGGAACGCUGUGGCUCUGUGGGCCUGGGACAUCGUGGUGGAUAACUGUGCCAUCUGCAGAAACCACAUCAUGGACCUGUGUAUAGAGUGUCAGGCUAAUCAGGCUUCUGCUACAUCAGAGGAGUGCACAGUGGCCUGGGGAGUGUGUAACCACGCCUUUCAUUUCCACUGCAUCUCCCGCUGGUUAAAGACGAGGCAGGUUUGUCCUCUGGAUAACAGGGAGUGGGAGUUCCAGAAGUAUGGACACUGAACUUCACCUAUAUUUUUAUCAUUAAAACAGUCUUUUUGGUUUUGUCUGUUCAAAAUGAGUGCAGUGUGUUGCUGUUAUAGUAAAAUACCAAGGAAUGUUGUGAUUGACUAUAAAUUUGACGUGCUAUUAAAGAAUCGUCCUUUAUCUUCUAAUGUACCUGCAUGAAACUAAUUUGUUCCAGUGUUUUAUUUACUUUAUUGCAGGAUAGAUAUAAUCAGUAUAAAAAUGAUAAUCAGCUCGUUGACUGGCUCUGUUUCAUGGACCUUCUACAAGAAGUUUAUCUAUAAUCUAAAACAUCCUGUUGCCUUCAUUAAUAAAAUAAGUCUGUAUGUAUUGGUCAAGUAAGAAGAAAGUACCCAGUGUUAGGAUGCUAACAGGAACCUGCGCUAACAGCAACACACCAAUCACACCCUGUUUCCCUGCCAAUAAACUGUUCAGUCACAAA